Messenger RNA from Symbiodinium sp. CCMP2592, 789 nucleotides. The record is from the annotation of a GenBank genome assembly. NCBI's taxonomy places the organism in Eukaryota, Dinophyceae, Suessiales, Symbiodiniaceae.
AUGGGACAGUUGCAGCUUCAUUGCUGUUGUUGCAGGGAGAGGGAGGAGUUUGGAGCUCUUCCUGGAGUGGAGCCGAUACCUGGACUCCCGGGGUCCGAGGAUAAGAACAGCUGUCACUCCCCGGUUUCCGACAACCGAUGCAUUGAUCAAGAGCUGAAGCUUGCCCACGCCUGGGACUGCGUGCAGCGAAAUUCCAAGAGCGUCCAGACUGAGGACGCUGGCGAUGCGCCCAGAAGCCGCGAGGCAACCAGAGAUGUGGAGGUUCACUGGAGACGAGCGAGAAACUUGUCACGAGCAGGGAUUGCCAUGCGAUCGCUGCUGCAAGAGAUACGUGAAGGACGCGCGCGGCUCUGCGAGAGUGAGUCGCCGGUGCGUGCGGCGGUGCGCGUGCGCAGUUGGUCGGAUGCUUCCGUGAUUCCGUGCCCCGAAGGCAUCCAACAGAAGCACAUGGAGGCUUCCUCAAGCAGUUCGCACGGAUGGCAGCGGGCCAGACAGCUCGCUCGGACCGUCAACGUCAUGGGGCACCUGCUCGAUGACGUCCGCUCCAAGCAGACUGAGAGUGUUUACUCCACGGACUGGACUCGGGUACCCCACUCGUCCUCUCCUGCAGCGAGGGCCCACUGGCACCGCUUGAGAAGUGCCGCCGACACGGGGCACGUUUUUCAGAACAUGCUAAAUGGUGUGCGGAGCCGGCACACGGAGGACAUGUACAGCAGGGACUGGACGAAUCCCUCAUCCCAGAGUGGUCACCAGGCAUCACAAGCCUCAGUAGUGACGGUUGGAACUUGA